AUGGCAACGGCGAAAGUCACUCGACUUUAUUCAGAUGAUAAAGGAGAAUCACAUUUUGAUGAAGUUACCGCACCGUUAAACGAUCAAGGUGUAAUUGGAUUUAUUUCAGAAGCGAUUGGCUCUACAAAUAUAUUUUUUCGAUAUACUCCAGGUGAUUACAAUUUUGAUUUACAUAAUGCACCAAGAAGACAGUUUAUCAUUAAUCUGGAUGCGAGUGUAAAAGUUACAGUUAGUGAUGGAGAAUCACGAAUACUUCCACCCGGUUCAAUCUUGUUCGUCGAAGAUACUAAUGGAAAAGGACACAUAUCUCAAGCUGUAGAUUCAAAGCCGAGAAACUCCAUAUUUAUUGCAGUACCUGAUAAUGUCAUCUGUCAAGAUGGAAUCAUCAUAACACAACUAAAGCGUGAAACAUAA
Molecule: messenger RNA, 414 nt
Organism: Didymodactylos carnosus
Lineage: Eukaryota; Metazoa; Rotifera; Eurotatoria; Philodinida; Philodinidae
Source: the annotation of a GenBank genome assembly